Molecule: messenger RNA, 495 nt
Organism: Aspergillus alliaceus
Lineage: Eukaryota; Fungi; Ascomycota; Eurotiomycetes; Eurotiales; Aspergillaceae
Exons: 1
Coding region: 1-495 (164 amino acids)
Source: RefSeq, a predicted model, not a curated record
AUGGCCCCAAUGCAUUACCAAGUGUUGAUACACGACGAGCAAGACCUCAAGGUUGCUCAGAAGCGGCGAAAUAUCUAUCUUCGACCCUUUCUGCUCUUUUGGCUCAAUUCGCUGUUCGCCGAAGUUAUCUUUCUAGCUGUUGGCAUCUUCGUCAUGACCGGUACUCGCGAUCUCUUUUACAAGGUCAUAUGGACUUUGGUUUUCUGUCCUCUGGGCAUGGGCGGAGCAAUGGGGGGUCUCAUCAACUGCUUCAUCGUCGACCACCACUACGGGAAAAAGGCGGCGCACUUCACGGCAAUUCUUUCGCUUCUUAUACUGAGCGCUUGCAACUAUCUCUGCUAUAAUCUCGAUCGUCAUUUUGGCUGGUUCGGUGCCACUGAACAUCCGAUGUGGUUCCACUGGCGCUAUCCGAUGAUUUGGGCUGUUGGAUACGGGAAUGGCCUUCUUUUAUUUACGGAUAAAGGUCAGGAGCGAUUGGCUAGGCUUGGUCUUUAG